Molecule: messenger RNA, 6776 nt
Organism: Trichoplusia ni (cabbage looper)
Lineage: Eukaryota; Metazoa; Arthropoda; Insecta; Lepidoptera; Noctuidae
Gene: mub
Product: poly(rC)-binding protein 3
Exons: 12
Coding region: 319-1533 (404 amino acids)
Biological process (GO): regulation of RNA metabolic process; regulation of gene expression
Cellular component (GO): nucleus; cytoplasm
Molecular function (GO): mRNA binding
Source: RefSeq, a predicted model, not a curated record
UUCUCUAUUGUUUAUGACAAUUAUUACAAGCUUCACACCGACGCGUCACCGUCGGGUUUUAUUUUAAUUUUAUAAUUAUAAGUGACAAAGAAAAUUGUGAUAAGUGUGAUUUUUAUACACAUCUUGGUGAUAAUAUUAGUGAUAAGAUUUGUUAAGUUAUUGUUGCAACGUGGAAAACAAACGAGCUUACCCUGCCUGCAGUGCGUGCCACGAGCCCCAGAGUCCCAGCCAUUAGAUUGAGUGGAGUGUCCCCUGUGCCCACACGUAGCCCUGUACGCAGCCAAAAUUCCGCGAGACACAACGGACACCUCCUCCAGCAUGGAACUGGAGAAAGCCCCUACUCUCCAUGAAGAAGACUCGAAAGUUACCCUCACUAUCAGACUGAUUAUGCAGGGGAAGGAAGUUGGCAGUAUUAUUGGCAAAAAAGGAGAGAUUGUUAAAAGGUUUAGAGAAGAAUCUGGAGCCAAAAUCAACAUAUCCGAUGGAUCAUGCCCAGAACGUAUUGUCACUGUUACUGGCAACACAAGUGCUAUAUUCAAAGCAUUCACGCUUAUAUGCAAAAAAUUCGAAGAGUGGUGCUCGCAGUUCAGCGAGGGCGGUGGCGGCGGGUCGCGCGCGCCCAUCACGCUGCGGCUGAUCGUGCCGGCCAGCCAGUGCGGCUCGCUCAUCGGCAAGGGCGGCUCCAAGAUCAAGGAGAUCCGCGACGUCACCGGCGCCAACAUACAGGUUGCAAGUGAAAUGCUACCAAACUCAACAGAACGAGCAGUCACUAUCAGUGGGACCUGCGAUGCUAUCACACAGUGCAUUUAUCAUAUCUGCUGUGUUAUGUUAGAGAGCCCACCGAAAGGCGCCACAAUUCCAUACAGACCAAAGCCAAAUGUCGCCGGCCCAGUCAUAUUAGCCGGUGGACAAGCGUACACAAUCCAAGGAAACUAUGCUGUACCCGCACAAGAUGGCGUGUGCGCGCCGGUGUUCCCCCUGCUGGAGGUGAAGCCGCCGCUCGUGGGCGCGCUGCCGCCGCACCACCUGCUGCCGCCGCCGCUGCACGAGCACCACCUCAUGGGUGGUCUGGCUAAGUCACCUCUGGCCGGUUUGGCCGCGUUGGGUCUCGGCGGACUUGGUCCGGCCAACGCUGCCGGACUUAAUCCUGCAGGUAAACAGAGCCUAACAUUAGCAGCCCUAGCGGGGUCCCAGCUGCGCACGUCGAAUCAGUCGCGCAACCAGCCCGCCACCAACCAACAGUCGCAUGAGAUGACCGUACCCAAUGAACUGAUAGGCUGCAUUAUUGGAAAGGGAGGUACCAAAAUCGCUGAAAUCCGACAAAUCUCCGGCGCUAUGAUCCGAAUAUCGAAUUGCGAGGAGCGCGAGGGUGGCAGCACUGACCGGACCAUCACUAUCUCUGGCAACCCUGACUCCGUGGCACUGGCCCAGUAUCUCAUCAACAUGAGGAUCACGAUGGAGACGGCGGGGCUGCCGCUGCCGGGCUACCACUACAUCGCGCCGAACCACAUCGUGAAGGCGCCGAUCCAUUGAAUGGGGCUGCGCGGCCAGAAUCCCGGCGCCGCGUACAAGCUGUACCCCGCCGACCGCAACAUUCUGACGCAGCCGCAAUACGGAACUCUGGCUCCGGUAUAUUUCUUCAAGUAAACGUGACCAAAACAAUCUCUCUAAAUCGAGGUGAAGCUAUUGGCAACACAUCAUACCCACGCUGAAUGUAUGUUUACAUUUGUUACGAGUUUAUAAGUAUUUUAGAUAUUCUUAUAUUUAUUCUCCACUGUAAUUGAUUGAUUGGAGCAGAACAUGUCAGUGAUUUAUAUAUCAGUAAGACCAGGGGAAGGGGGUUUGAAAAAUAAUUAUAUUAAAAGAAACAUAUUGACUGACAUUUUAAAAUUUGUACUAACCCGUGAGCAGUGAACGUGUAAUGUCUUCACAAAACACUUAUUUUAAAUAGUUGAAUAUUUAUAUUAUUUUCCGGUUCAUUGCUCACGGCUUAUGAAUUUAUAACAAAGUAUGCAACAGGAGUUAGCUAAGCUGAUCGAAUUUACUAUGGAUUUAAGCGGUUGAGUAUAUCAAUUGUCUAUUGGAUUUAUUUUCCAUUAUGAUCAGUACCGACCACAAGUAAUAAUGUUCAAAGUAAGUUUAAUCGAGUGUCGGCGUACAUUAGGUAGACGUAGAUGCGUUACUAUCGACCUCGGACCCGCUGGCGUAGCGUAGAGUUAGAUUAGCGAACAGAGUGAGAGGGUUUAAAGACAAUAUUUGUAAAUAAAAUAAUCGUAAUUACCUGGGGAAUUAGGUAUUACAGUAAUAGUUGCGGAGCAGGACGCGACGCGGCGAUACGAAACCGAUGGGAUCAAAUCCUUUAAGAAACUUACUUUAAAACGAAGACAGAGGAGAAGUGAACAUUUCAGUAUAUCAUUUUGAAUCGUCUAUGAUCACAAAAAAAGACGUUAGGUAUAAAAAAUAGUGUUGCUAAAUGUGAUAGUCUUCUAAUUUAUUUAUCAUUUGAACUUAUAAGAUCUCUAUCGUAUACACAAUGUGUAGGAUACAUCGGCUGCUCGAAAUUUAAAGUCGAAUAAUUAAUAUUGGUCUAGGGAUCAAAGCCAAAGAUUGUUAAAGUUUGUUUAACAUUAAUAAUGUUGUGGAUUUAUGCUAAAUUAUUCUGAGAGUAGUUAAUGUUUAGUAAUGUAAUGUAGAACGGUUGAUUUGAAUUAUUUUAUCACCCUCUCCAGACUGCUCAUCGUAUUUAGUCUUAGAUGAAAUAUAGUCUUGUGGUAAUCGAAAUAUUUCCAAAAAAGUAAAAAAAAAUACACCUAGGUUAAUUUAGAGUAAGAUAACUAUAGGACCACUGUAUUGAAAGCUUUCCAGUGAAACGACAUUCUUCAUGUUAAAAUUCGAACAGUGCCAAGUCACGACAAAAUCUAGUGCCAAACUAUGUGAAUAUCAUCCUCGCUAAUAAGGCGGACGUGUUUACUGAGUGUUGUAUUGAAACACGUACGAGUAAAUAACAAUACAAGGAUCAUGUUUAUAGAAAAUGUAAGUGAUUACUGUAUUAUCCACUUCUUAUUAAUUUUGCACCCUAGUUGUAAGAGUAAGCGAUUAGACUUAAUAUUCUCGAAACAUAUCCCGAAUACAUAUUUCCCAAGUCUUCCCCCGCAGUAUUUCACUAAUGAAUGAUUGUGCCAAAGUUGUGUCGAAAUUUUAUUUAUAUUUAUGUGUUAAUGUGACGUCGUUAUAGUACUAUUGGAAGUUUGUUGUUGUUUCGUUCAAAUCGUCGGUCGGAUAUACUAGUCAAAUUGUUCUGAAAGUAGAAAAUGAAAGAAAUUCUUUAAUGCUAGUCAAAAUUUAUUUUAUUAUUGGUGUAUUUUCGUUAGGUGAAAAUUAUUCAAAGUUUAUUUAUUUUUGUUUGCACCUUUUAAAUUUUUAACUAUUUUUGUGUGCUUAAAGUAAAAUAACGUAGCAAUAAAAUUUUGAUAAAAUCAAUUAUUUAUAGUCUAUUAAAUUGCAAUUAAGACAAUGUAUAGAGCUUUGUAAAGUAAGUACCACAUAGGUAUAAUAGAAUUAUUAUAUAGAUAUAAAUUUGUGAAAAGAUGAUUUUGAAAAAAAAAUAGUAAUUUACUAAUGAGGAGAGAUUUCAUAGCUGUGAUUAACGUGGACGCACUUUUGUGCAAAUAGCUACGUCAGGAAGUCGUUAUCGCGCUAUGGGAGUAUUGAUGCAGGUAGUAGUACUUAGUGCACGCUUAUAGUUGAGACGGGAGUAACAGCGGGGCAGGAGCGCCACUCGACAAUCAAUUGACAAAGGCAAUUGUAAUGCAAAUAUUCUUUCAGAUAAAAGUAAUUAUUCAUCGGUGUUGUCAAUGAUAAUAAUAAAACUUAGGACAAUGCAAUUUUUUAAAAUUAUUAGCAAAUAAUAGAUAGAAUUAAUUUUUUUCAUUACUUAUAUCCUUGUAUUACGUUCAGUUGUAAUUAAUAGUAAUCAAUUGAUAUAAUCUUUAUUAUACUCAUUAUAUAAUUAUAGUAAAUAUUGAUUCGUAUUGUUAUUGUUAUUUUGAUUUGCUCAAUUUUGUCAAUGUUAAUGUAAGCUAGGCUGCGAAAAGAUGUUUCGUUUGUUUUCUGUUGUUCACUAAGCAAUAUUAUUUAGUACGUACUAUGUGUAAGUACGACUUAGAUAUACAUUAUACAUGUUUAAUGCAUAUUAUAAAGCAAAAUUAUUACUUAAUUUUAGUCGCACCUAAUAUGCUAUAGUCGAGAUACGUAUUUAUCACUCAUGUUAUAGAUAAUUAUUUACUACUUAUUUACUCUUUUAUUAAUUAUCUUUGAGCUUACUAUGUUACUCUGUCUGUUAUGUAUCGUGCACUAUAGCAUAUUUCGAAGUCAUUCUAAAAUACAGUUACUUUAUAAUAUCGAUGAUUUUAUUAGAAUUGGGGUUUUUGAAUACAGGAAUGUUUAUUUAGGUAAAGUUGAGAAUAGUAUUACUGUGCCAUCAGAAGUAUAAAAGAUUUUAAAGUGUAAGCUUGUCAGGGCUAGCGAAUUUUUGAGAGACAAACAUGGUUGAUACAAAGACAUUGCUCGUACUAACGGAACUUGGGUGGUCCAUUAUUCUGUAUGCUCUAUGAGAUUAUUUUAUUACAUAAUAAUUAUUUACUGUGAAUUCAGAUAUGAGUUUUACUCUCGUUGUUUGUAUGUUUCAAAUGUUCGUAAUAUAUUUAGGACACUAAACUAAAAGUUAGUGCCUUUUGUUCUUAGAUUUUCUUCAAAUUAUGUUAAAGUGUAAGUUGUACGAGUACGUACGUGUUUUGUAUCGUGUUAUGAAUUAUAUUAGCCUUUAUUGACAGGGUCAGACUGCGCUGUAUAAUAGUGUAAUUACAUUCAAUCUUAGCAAAUAUUUAUAAAUGUAAUAGUGAAUUUCUUUACAAUUUUCGUGUUAGCACAUGUAUUUGAAAUUCUUAUUGCACUGUUUUCGAGGAUCCCUUAAAUUUUACGGUUUAUGAUAUUAAAAUUUGACAUUACUACAUUCUAUAUUUAAAUAUUUUGGAUAAAUAUGCUUACGACGCAUAACACUUCGUUCGCAAUUUAUUGAUGAGAGUUGAUUGCGACAAACAUUACUAUACAUACACAUAAUAUUUUGCUAAGUCUUAAAAAUAUAUAUCCACAUACAGGUUCGUUACAUUUGGGUAAAAAGGGUUGUGUAAUUUAUUAUGCAUAUACAAUAUCCAAUUAUAUAGCUUCGAUCCCUUUUAAGUACACUACGAUAAAAGUAUACCUACAAUAAAUUAUCAUCAUCGUAAUACUGGCACUACACACCUGUAGUGAGCAGGGUAAUACAUGAGAGGGCUCCACAUAUGUUUACUUACACCGUUGUACGCUCGAACAGUAUUUAUCGAGAUUAUUCAAAUAACAUAAUUAUAUUUUAAACAUUUGCUUCAGGAUUCACCUUGUAGGAAUAAAAUACCGUAUUGUGACUAUUUUGAGCUAUGAGUGACGGGAUGUCGCCCUAUAAACAGCACAUCUCUUAAGAUAUGUCACGAUUACUUGUAUUAUUAUUAUAUUAAAAUGUAUUCGUGGGAUUUAAAACAUGUGCACUGUAAAUUAAACUAUGUGUUAUAUUGUAUUGCAUUCGUAAAAACGUAUUUAAGUACGUACGUAGAUAAUCGUAUGUUCCAAAAUGAUAUUAGAUCUGAAAAGUAAAUUUCUGUUAUAAUAUUGUGUAUGUGUGUAGAAUAUUAAUUUGACAGUUUCGACAAGUGUUUAGUAUUAAAGUUAAUAGUAAUUAUUGACUGAGUAUAGUUAAGAAUUGUAAUAUCAAAAAAACAACAAAAAUAUCUGAUGUUUUUGUUUCACUGCUGUUUUUUCAAUAAGCAUUUAAUUUUUGUAUUCACUUUGAUUAGUAAACAUAGGAGUCUAAUGUUAUACAAAUGUUGUUUGAUAUUAACAUACGACUUUAUUCGUGGAAAUCAAUGUCAUAAAUAUACUGACAUUUGAGACUUUGAAAGUAUUGUCUUGUAAUUAUGUGUGAUUGAGAUCUCUGAUGGCUAAUAUCUAGUCAAUGUAAUGUUAUGGAUGCCGCGUCCGCGGUAAUCCUUUAAUGUUGAUAUAUUUAUGGCGCUGAAUACAGCAAAAAUCAUUACACGCCAUGCAAUAAAACCCAGUACCUAAUUAAAAGUUAGAUGUAUCUAGAAACGAUUGAUUCACGUGCGUCGGGCAACGCGGCACUAUUAGACGAGUGCGGUUGUAGAGUACCUACCUGUUAAAAUCAAUUUAUUGAUUGGGUUUAACAGGCGAUGAAUAGUUGUGCAGCUGCCCGCUGACAAACGUAUAGGACCUAGCCGAGUAGCCGCGGAGAUGUUAACGUGUUGUUGAGUGAGAGCUUAUCAUAGUAAUAAAUUGGUUGUGCGGUUAAAUUCACUUAGCGUUCGUUUGCCCAGAUGUCGCCGCGAAUAGAUAGGGACUGUGCAUAGUGAAAUAAGAAAGACAGGCACAUAUUUUUAUCACUUAAUAAUGAUACAUGGUUUAUCGUUAACCGCUUCUAAUGUAUUGCAGAUGCAACAUGUCUUAUAAUCUAAUAUUACGUUCUCACACUCUAGAUGUUCACAUGUCAUAUCUUUCGAAUAUCACUGUAAUUAUCUACAUAUCUAAUCGUUUUGUGUAUUGAAUUGAUUAAAUGUUAUAUGAAUAUAAAUGUUGUACUCACAGUUACAGUAUACUGUCAUGAGGUUCAUUUCAAUAUGAUAUUAAUGUUUGUUUUUCAUUAUGUUAAUUCAAUAAAGUGUGUAAAUAAA